AUGUCUAGUAACAAGGAGGGGGGCAAUAGCCCUACGCACUCGAGCGGCUCGAGACAAUCUGACAGCACUCCUCGCAAUGACCAACCCGUACCUGCCGAUCCGGUCAACGGUGACAACACCAGCUCAACUGAAACCUCGGAUGGCAACUUCAAUACCAACGAUUUUACCCCUAUUGACGUCACACACAACCAGAAGGAAGACCAGUCAUAA
Molecule: messenger RNA, 210 nt
Organism: Fusarium oxysporum Fo47
Lineage: Eukaryota; Fungi; Ascomycota; Sordariomycetes; Hypocreales; Nectriaceae
Exons: 1
Coding region: 1-210 (69 amino acids)
Source: RefSeq, a predicted model, not a curated record